GCUUUUGUUAACGGUCGGUUGCCGGGGACGCGGAGCUGAGGAGACCGGAGAGACUGUCACUCAGGCUGGGGCCGGAAGGCCUGCCCGAGAUGGCCCAUCGGAAGCUGCAGGAAGCCAUCUUGGCAGCUGAAGGGCUGUGGGUCAGCGAGGAGAGCAGUGAAGGUCAGGAUGUUUACACGGAGUUGUGUGUGCGACAGCGCGUCUGUCUCAGUAAGGACUCGUCUGGAAUCUACAGCAUCCAGUUCUCUCCGGAUGCACAGCAAUUAGCUGUUGGGUUUGGAAAUGGAGCUAUUCAGGUCCUGAAUGCAGCGACAGGUAUAGUCGCUUCCGAACUGUCUCCCGGACACCGGACACGACAAGCUGUCACUGCCAUGAGAUACUACCCGAAACACAUCAACAUCCUCAUGACUGCCGGAGCUGAUGGGAUCAUAUCCAUAUAUAACACGCAGACAGGAUGGCAAGUCGUUGAGAUGAAGGAGGAGGAGAAUGAGAUUCACGCCCUGGAUUUCUGCUCUGACGGGAAUGUCUACGCUACAGCUGGCAAGGAUCGUCACAUCCGACUGUAUGACAGCAGAACCAGCCAGAUAGUGAAAGUUUUUGAAGCUCCCGACUUCAAGAGCAGUGACAAUCUCACACUGAUGAGUGGUCACUCACGCCGAAUCUUUGCUCUGCGAUUCCACCCAGAUGAGUGCCACAUCUUCCUGACCGGAGGCUGGGACAACUCCAUCAAGAUAUGGGACAAGCGAAUGGAAAAGGAAGCUCGCAGGUUCAUCAAUGGCCCCCACAUCUGUGGCCAUGGCAUUGACAUCAGGGAUAACCAGAUACUUACGGGGUCUUGGGUGGCUCAUAACGCACUGAAACUCUGGGAUUACCGAAGCCUGAGGCUGGAGAAGACAAUUCCCUUUCCCCUCAGAAAGGGACAGAGCGAGUUUCUGUACACAGCAAAGUUCUGUAACAGUGAGGUUGUCAUCGGAGGAGGGAGUGGAACCCACAGUGCACACGUCAUCAACUACAAAAACAAUCAGGACCUUGGUGGGAUCGCUCUAGGCAGGAACACUGUACAGGCUGUGGAUACUGUUAUUGAUGGGCAUCUGAUAGCAGUGGCUGGAAUCAAUGGAAACCUGCACAUUGCUACUCUCUAUUAGUCUGGUGAAACCGGGUCUUGCUGCAAAUGGACAGGGA
Carcharodon carcharias (great white shark) is the source of this 1182-nucleotide messenger RNA. RefSeq lists its product as uncharacterized. The record is from RefSeq and is a predicted model, not a curated record. Bases 90 to 1145 code for a protein of 351 amino acids. Gene Ontology annotation, molecular function: protein binding. The transcript has 9 exons. Lineage: Eukaryota; Metazoa; Chordata; Chondrichthyes; Lamniformes; Lamnidae.